This is a messenger RNA of Bombina bombina (fire-bellied toad), 1829 nucleotides long. RefSeq names its product nucleolar protein 3 (gene NOL3). Bases 122 to 883 code for a protein of 253 amino acids. The transcript is spliced from 6 exons. Lineage: Eukaryota; Metazoa; Chordata; Amphibia; Anura; Bombinatoridae. The record is from RefSeq and is a predicted model, not a curated record.
AUCUUCUAACCUUCUUGUUUCACUUUCUAUUUAUCUAACGUCUAAUAGGUGUGUACAGAUCAAAGGGCAAACACAAUGUCUGUAACUAGAUGAGCGCAGGUCAGCAGAGGAAAGUUUAAGGAUGCCGAAGGGGCACGUGGUCGGCAUCUUCUCAAGAGAAGGAAAGGACUCAUAUGCUUGGCUGAUAGCUCUGCUACUGUCAUCGCAUUUCAGGGGACGUGUGAAAGAUGUUCAACCGGUUUAUAUCUCAAAUAACUUUGACUAUUUGAGCCACAUUUCCAAGUGCACAUUUGCCAUCUUGUACCACUCAAAGAGAAGAGGACGACUCAAUGUAACGGAUGUGCUGGAUUCUCUAUAUGACAGAGAGCUGGAAGAGCUAUCCUCUUAUUUAGGGAGAAAUAAUGUUAUUGUGGUGAUGGAUGAUGUAGAUGACAGCAGCGAGGAGGAAAAGAAGAGGAUUCUACAGCAGCAGACCAGCAUUAGUAAGAAAGCACAAGCCUUGUUCAUCUUUAGUGAAGAGGAGAAGAAGUCCUGCAUCAAGAGUGGUUCAGACCCACAAUGGAGGGACACCCCCACCUCACCCUUGUUGGAAGCAGAAUAUGAGUCCAUGAAAGAAAAGAGGAAACAGCUUAAAGACGUAAUUUCUACAUCUUCAGUCUAUGGUCCUGAUCCUGAACCUGAUCCUGAACCUGAUCCUGAACCUUAUCCUGAACCUAAACCUGAUCCUGAACCUUAUCCUGAACCUACACCUGAUCCGGAUCCUGAACGGAAAAGAAAAAAGAAAGAUGGAUGCCCUCUCCAGCACAAGAUUCUGUUUGGGGUUUUAGGAGCCAUUAUAUUAGUUUUGCUCAUUACUCUAAUUGUAUUGGCCUGCAAAAUUUAAUCUUCUGUACCAAUAAAAGUCACACCUACGGUAAUCUACUAAAUGCAGUAAUACAACAGUUUAUGGGAACACCAUGGAAAAACCUGUUCUGCAUCAUCUGGGAAUUGUGUAGUCAAUGAUUUUUUGUCAUAUUCACUACUUAAAGGGACAGUAUACACCAAUUUUCAUAUAACUGCAUGUAAUAGGCACUACUAUACAGAAUAAUGUGCACAUUUACUGAUAUAAAACUCCAGUAUUAAAUGUUUAAAAACUUACUUAAAGGAACAGUAUACACCAAUUUUAUAUAACUGCAUGUAAUAGACACUACUAUACAGAAUAAUGUGCACAGAUACUGAUAUAAAAAUUCAGUAUAAACCGUUUAAAAACGUUCUUAAAAGCUCCUAGUUUAGCACUGUUGAAAGGGUUAGGCUGGAGCACCCACUGAAAGGGGUUCUAUAGUUAAGAAAGCAGACACUUCCCCCUCCCCCUUACUCUGCAUAUGAAAAGACUCUUUACACAAACAGGAGCAAGCUGGAGUAGGUAUACAUCAGUAUUCUCCGAAAACUUUAGGGCUUGGUUAGGAGACUGAAAAUCAGUCUUUUUAAAAAUAAACAACACUAUACAUUUAAAAAAAAAUAUAUAUAUAUAUAGUAUAGUCAGGCUAUAUAAAUACGUCAUCUACAAAACAUUUAUGAACAGAAAAAUCUAGUGUAUAAAGCCCCUUUGAGGUCCAGCUUGAUAUUCCUUAGGUCUAUGGUCAUUAGUACACGGAUAAUAAAUUGUGGUGAUGGAAAAAGGACAUUGAACAAAGUUAAAAUAUAAAGCUGCAAACUUAUUGUAAUGUGACUCUAAAUCUUCUAAAUGUUCAAAAUCAACAAAAAGGAAAUUUGAAUUAAUUGUGUAAAUAAUGCUGCCUAUGUCUAGCAAUAACUGUCAUGUGUAAAUAAAUAGAUUACGUUGUUGAUUA